Porites lobata is the source of this 6546-nucleotide messenger RNA. Lineage: Eukaryota; Metazoa; Cnidaria; Anthozoa; Scleractinia; Poritidae. The record is from the annotation of a GenBank genome assembly.
AUGAAAAUUUUACGAGCUAGAAGCAAGAAAACCGCCAAUCAAUUUUUCUAUACGCUUAAAGAAGCUAGAGAACUAGCGUCUCUAGAAAACUGCUUUGAAAUCAUCAGAGAUUAUGGCAAGUUUAAUUUAAAGGGAUUCAUGACAUCAUCAAACACUUUUUUCCAGAAGCUUCAGCCAGAGAAAUGCCAGUUUCGAUUUAAAUGCCAUUGUAGCAAUCUUAAACUGAAUACUAAGCUCCCGAAGUGUGGCAAUUGCCAACACGUGCACAAGCCAAUCACCCAGUACGAAGACUUACAGAAUCUUGCGUGCGUCCUCAUCCUUGUCGAGAAAGGGCGCAUGGGUGACACAUUUCCCGAAAGCUUUGAUUGCCUGGACCUCCGCCUAAGCUACGAUGAAGGUUCUUCGAUAAUUCUUUCCACUGUCAUCCAAGAACUGGGAAGAAUGUGCCGUUACGCAAAGCUAUCUGCUGAUGGAUCCUUUGUUCAAAACAUUCCGUAUGCGUUGGUUGGACCACAGUUGUUUAAAAAACUUAAAGGGUCCUUGGAAUUUUCCCCCGCAGUAAACGCCAUUUCUUGUACCAGAGCCGAUAGCUACAUGAAGAACAGCAAAGGCAAACGCAAGAAUUCCACUUCGUUUCGUUGGUUGGACUACGAAGCUGAUAAGGACAGCUAUGAUUACCAAAACAAGGACAAAGAAAACAACAAGCACCUUAACAGAAUCCUUCUUCAGGCUGAACCCCAAAUCGGAAAAACUGGAACCUAUCUGUGCCUAAUAAAACAGCUAAGACAGGCCAUUCUUGGAAAGGAAAACGUAUCUUCAACCACGUCUGGUUCAUUCGAUGAGGGGAAUUUUUAUCUGGUCAAGGAAAUCUUUGCUUCUGAAGGCCACCCUGUGAUGGGUGAAAACAACGAAGCAGAAGACUGGAAUUUUCCCUACUGGAAGACAAUCCAGGAAUCUCCGAGCCUUCUCCAAAAGCCUAUAGCACCUGGAAAGUACUCAGUUGGAGGGCUUGUAUACACUCAUGACAUGGGCAAAAACCCUUUUAUUCUUAUGAAACGUGAAGGAUUAUCACAGUUAGCGAAGUCCGUUUAUCAUCGCCAGGUUGACAAAUGUCCAACUGGUGCAUUGCGAGCUUGGCAUUGGUACCACUUUGAAACUGCGCUGAGGUGUGGGAGGUUCCUCGAAGGCAAAGAACCAGUGAUAGAAACUGUUAUGGUGAACAUGGAUGGUAUGCCGGUGACUGUAAAGUGUUCGGUACCAGCAAGCCGCCGUCCCUACAAGUCCCUGUUGGAAAAGCUUAUAAAUAGCACAUCAGUAAGAGAGGGUUGGACCGAAGACAGCCUUGCUUCAGCAAUAAGCAGUGUCCGUUCUCCGUUGUAUUGGAUCUUUCAUCCCUCCCAUAGAGAUGAUCCACGUAAAUGCCUGUUGAAUUACCACCACGCGCUGCAGAAUGAAAACAAGGAGAUAACCUAUUUUCAAGUCGCUGUUGUUCGAAGCGAAAAGUUUCAAGAUUACGUUUCCACCUGGGGUAAGAUGCUCGUCAUUUUCCAGUUGCCAGAUCAACUACCUAUGGAAGGUGAAGAUAAAGAUGUUGGACCAAGUGAAGGAGGGAUUGGAUACGCCAGGCGGUUUAUCCAGAAAAUGGCAUCUGCCCUGAAGCUGGAGUACGUUUUUAUGCUCGAUGACAAUGUAGCUGUAAUGUCAGAAGCACUGCUCAGCUCUGGGGAACCGGCGACUUGUAACGAUACAGUCAUUAGAAAUGACGACGGUGUCAUUCGGAUGGAACCCUGCUCUUUCUGGAGGCCACUAAAUUAUCUCCAGAAGAUAGUGCGUGGAAAGGAUAAACCACCCGAUGUCAGAAAGCAGUAUGAGGCACAUCCGUUAACCGAAGAGUUUGAUCGUGAUUUCCCGCUGUACAGAUACACAGGACCUGCCAAGCUGUUCGGAGACAAGCUUCAUGAGAGUUAUGGCGUUUUGGGUUUUCUCAGAAGUGUUCCAAACGCAGUGAGGCCAUUCGCUAAGACCCAAGUGUACGCUGCAAUUUUGCUGAACGUCAAAAGCACUGUUGAGAAGAGAGUGUUGUACCGGCCAUGGCCUUGCUGGGAAGACUUACGUUUUAACGAUGACUGUGACAAAAAAGGUUUGUGGGUGGUAAAAUGCAACCGUUUCCGCUUUCACAAAGUGCAGUACAGUGACUGGAUUAACAGCCUUGUCCUUCCAAGUAUAUUCCAAUGGACAGCAGAUACUAAAGCAGAGAAGCAACUUCCUGAAAGCAUGCUGCCAAUCGAUUUCGAAGAGGGCAUUAUCCUUGAGCACCUUCGUAACCUAGUGAGCGUGAAGGGUAAUGAAAAAUGUUUCAAGGGGGAGAUUGGAUAUAGUGACUCACAGGAUAGCGACUCUGAUGUUUCUCCAGUGCGAUUGGUAGAACAGGUUAGAAUAAGCAAGCUCGUGGCCAUGCCGGUUCCGGUCCUUAUUCUUGCUUACUCUGUUCUCGAACAAGAAAUGGAAGACCUAUCAAAGCUGGAGAAGCUAUAUUGUCUUGUCCAAGAGAAGAUAGUUUUCAUCGUCAGUGCCAAAGAAGCAGAAGAAGAAUGGAGACAAAACAUGACACUUGACUACCUAGAUAGGGGAAUUUCAAAAACCAAGCCUAUGAGAAACAGAAAGGCUAACUUUGCCCUAUUUUCAGCAGCGGACCCUAGUCGACACCGUUUGCGGUGGAUGGUGAUUGAGGCAUCGUUCAAGGAUGAAUACAAGAGCAUAUCAGAUGCUAAUACAACUCAAGGAAUCAUAGAUGGAGGAGUUAAUGAGCUUGCGUCCUCAGACGAAUCAAAAUCCAGUUUUACUGAAAAGAGAGGUAGCAAGAGAUCAGUGGAAGUGAUCGUCGAUGGAGCAAAUGAAAACACAUGGCAAACAAGCCCGUCGGGAAAGGAAGACGUGGAAGAGAUGGUUGUUGAUCCAAACGCAAGUGCUAAUCAGCUGGAGUCUGAGCAACACACAGGAAUUUUGUGUCCGCCCAGCACACCACGUAACAGUAAAAGGGUUACCCCCAGUAGUACACCUGUAUCCAGUAAAAAGAGGAAGAUCGAAGACUACUAUCCAAACAGUACCUCUAAAAAUACCGAGAGUCCUGAAAUGAAAAAAACUGUCACAACGUCUCUGACUCACAGUGCCAAGGCAGAGGAAAAGGAGUGUUGUUCAGCAGUGCGUCUAGGUCAGUCGCCAACCAAUGAAGAUUCUAGAGGGGUGGAAUCAGUGAUUGAGCCAUCUAAGCCACAAGAAGAAGUUUUAUCAGCUACACGUACUCCUUCUCAUUCUGUUAAAAGGAAGGCGCCCAAAGGAGCGCGUCAACAGGAUGCGGAACUUGACGUCCCUUCUACAAGCAAACGAACCAAAAGUCAGGUUACAGGGCUCACUCCAGAAGACGAGGGAUACAUUCGAGGUACAAGCGAAGUUACACAAUCGAUAGUUGAGCUUUGGAGGGAAAAAAUGAGGCAGAAAAAAGAUUUGGAUCGCGAAAGAGUUGCAGAUAAACUGAAGAACUUCAAAACUGAAGUUUUAGAAAGACUUGAUGAUGAAGGCUUCUCAGCUUUAACUAAAGCUUGCUCACUUCCUUCCAUGAGUCCACGAAUUGUAAGCUAUCUUCUUAACAAAAAAAUGGUGGACGUCAAUUCUCAGCUACCUGAGAGGUUCACAACGGGCGACAGGGAGGACGCAAAGUUAAUCCCUCUAAUGUCGGCCCUGUCUGUGGCUUUACUAAGAGGGAAUGUGAGAUGUGUUUCCACCUUCCUGAGGAGGAAAGGCGAUAUUAAAUUCGAUAGUAGAGAUCAGAAAGGUAACACAGCUUUACAUUAUUGUCUGUCGACUCAAGACGCAUUCAAAGACCUCUGGCCAAAUUAUGAGAAGAUGAACUGGCGUGAUAUGAAAAAUGACGAAGGAAAGAACCCCUGCGAUGAUGCUAAAGAGAAGUAUGAGAAGUCCAGUCGUACGAUAGUAACGAAGAGAAAGAAAGUUACCACAAACAAAACUCGAGAGGCUCUUGAAUUCGCCAUCAGCAGAAUGGACCCAGAAUGGUUGAAAAAUAAGUAUGUUCUUUUUUUUUCUUAAAUUACAGGAGAAAUGCUUAGCUAGAUAUACAGACUGAACCCCACCCGUAUGACACAAAUACAAAGAUUACUAAGGCAUCUACAGGUUAAACCGGUAAGGCCUGUUUCAAACGUCGCGUUAGUGCCUUGUCGAGCUCAAUUGAUUAAAUUUAACCUAAGCGCGUUUUAAACGAUGUAGUCUUACUAUACCUUUGUACAUCACGACAGCACAACUUUUCUUUUUCUGAAACGUUAAGCCGUACCAACUCAAUUCAUAAGUUAUAAAUACGUUGGUGCAUGGAGGACAUUUGAUGUGUUGGCGAAACUUCUUUUUGUGUUCUGGGCAACAUUGGUGUUUUAUUCGACUGAAUAAAUUUCAUAAAUAGGUUGGUUAUGAUAGUCCGGGUGAACGUAGUCCUGAAUGACUAUUGUUGACAGUGACUGACGUAUCGACAACCUGUGCGGUAGUCAUCUUCAGAGUCAAAGUGAGUUGUAUCACGUCAGUUGAUGGUAUUAAACUCUGGUUAUUGAUCUGAUUGAUCAAUUAAGUCGCGAUGUUAUUGGUCGUCAGUCAGUUAAGCCGUAAUGUUGAAUUCGACGUCUAAAAUCAAGUCGUGCGUCAGUCGAGCCAGCUUAAAACACAGCGGUAGCACGAAGUUUGAGAAGGCUUGAAAUGGCGUCCGUCACAAAGCGCCUGUUAUCUCCCUAUGUUGGAUUUAUUAUUUGAUACGAACACAAUUUGAGCCGAAAUUUUUUUACAGUAUCUGUAUACCGUAUUUAUUUUAAGAGCGCCACAUCAUGUUUAAUUCCGAGAUGCGUUGGUGACUAAACGAUUAAACUAGCUCUACUCUAUUACUGCCUUCCUAUGCUAUUACUCUCGCAUUUGAGAAGAGAGAGAAAACGAAAUAAUUAUAACUGAGUAAUUCUUUAUGGGCAAUUACAAAUUAUAUAAUAGCUAAGAUAGUACGUGUGGUCUGAUUGGCCGAGAAGUAUGUUUGCAUGAUACUAUGGAAAAAUAGCCUAUUCCAGGCUCCGAGGUAGUCGGGUCAGGAGGGACGAAUGAGAAAGCGCGAACGUGCAACUAAAUGUAAAAAUAGUUGUUGCGUCACCAACCACGUCAGUUUGAAAAAACGUUAUGAGCUAAAAAAUCGGCGAGUUUAUACUUAUAUUACCCAUUCUUCGAGAUUUAAAGCUUGAACAAUUUUUUCAAGCACACUCUAUGAAGGUUUUUUUUAGUUCAAGCUGACAUUUUAAGAGAGAAAAAUCUAUGUAUUUAAUGAUUUCUUUUUGCAAAACAAGAGAUGAUCACAUAUACGACGUGUACAACACUUUGCGAGUAGUAAGAAUUUCUCUUUUAGUUAGCUACAAAUUAGUAACAAAGGGUUUAACGCCUUUUUCUCGGGAAGGUAAGUCUGAGGGGUAACUUUUUGCUGUCUUUCUAUAUCCGGAUAAAAACACUCGAAGAAUUGUGAGAGUUCACGAAAGUCAUGCAAAGCUUCGAUUUUAUCCGCCUCGGGUUUGCGUAACUGUCUUAGCGAAAGAAAUAACAAGUUGACGGCCUAUUUCUAAAUUGUGAAGUAAAAACACCGCUUAUGCGAGUUUUGCAAUGUUAUUUCACUCAGGCAAACUGCAGAACCUGUUGAAGCGGCCACUUCCUCCACUGCCUAGCUUCAUUUGUCGGUACCUUCAUCGCAGCCUUGGUUUGUUGCUGUGACAGAUUUUCCUGUACUCCACCUGGAUGUAGACAAGUUGGGCCCCGUUUACAUGGGGAAAGGUUGUCCUGGUAAAAAGAGUCACCCUCUCAGCGGAGUCAACUUUAGCGAACGUUUAUAUGACAAAAACGCUGAUCCCUUUGCCCGAGCCAACAGCGUUCAUACAUGCUCUGAUUCCCUCGCCUCGACAGAGUCGAUCCGGCUGAGCGAGCCUAAGUGUUUACAUUAAGAAAUGUUGGCCCGGCUAUGUUGAACCUUUAUCAAGAAUUCUAGCCGAAUCAUGUUUGUUUGUCAUGUAAACGGUUUAUCACCUUUAUUAAGGAAAUGAAGGAAAAGUCUCGCCCAGGGUAGCUCGGAUAAGUAAGGGACCCGGCUUCUACCCGGAACAAGUUUUCUCCUUAUAAACGGGACCUUAGUUAUCCUCACAUACCCUGCGAGCAGAGGUUUCCGGGGCUUGCACGGCUUUUAGCGCUUAGGAAGUCGUUCGCGUGGCUUGUCUGUCGCCUAGUUGGUUUGUUUACUCCCCGUAUUGACUUCGUAAACGCUAAAAGCCAUACAAGAGAGAAACCUCUGCUCGCAGGGUAAUCACAACACUGUGAGGGGUAAAUGUCAGGGAAGUUAAAGACCUAUGACGGUGAUAUAGUAUUGGGUACUUAAAGGAAACCUCCCUCAUUAUUUUCAAAACAAUCGUGAUGAUCUUGAACUGUCAAAAUUUAAAUUCGUUUUAUUUACAAAUUAAAGGAAGAAUGGGG